AUUCGAUGGAACUACUAUUAUAGUCCAUUGUUAACCCGUCGUCUCCCUUGUGGCUUCUCCUCUCUCUCGUUCCUCUCUCUUCCUCCCUCGAAACUGAAUACCUGCACUAUCCCUCUCUGGCUCAAUCUGAUUGCUUGCCUUUGCUUCUAGAAUUCGUCCGCCGGAUAACGAAUCAGUGAAGGAAUCGGGCGUCUCGCCGAAGAAAAGUCCGCAAUCUACACGAUCUGCUGUACGAAUUGAACUGCAAAGAAUGGGGGGAAAUGGACCUUGAAAUCCUUCUUCCGUUCAACACGAUGAGAUUCCAGAGACUAAACAGCCCAGACAUCGUCGUCCUCAGCAGUGGUAGAAAAUCAGGCUUGAAACCGUCGGAGGAAUACGACGCCGUGGAGGACAACGGAUUCCCAAGCUGCUCACCGCUGGAAGUUAAAGCAUUGAAGGGAAAACCCAACGCCGCCUCGGACUACCGGUCCCCGAGCCGCGAUCCGCCCUUCUUCAAUGUCUCCUCCUCGGAGGCGGCGGUGCACACCUACGGCAUACCUUCCUCCUCCCUCACUUCUACCCUCCCGGCUCCGACGAAGGAUCUCGGCAACCACCAGGUCAACGGGGCGAGCCACGGCGACGUCCUCUUCCAGUGGGGGCACCGGAAGCGGUCGCGCUGGCUGAGGACAGAAGCCCGCGCGUCGUCAGUCGCAGCACCGGCGGCAGCGGAAGGGAGCGAGUCGCCGGCCCACUCGAGGCAGAUGGUCAAGCUCCAACGGAGGUCAUCGGCAGCCCCAGCGGCCGCUGCAGCCCUCGCCUUGCCUACUCCCUGCGGGCCUUACGCUACCAGAACGAGGCCAUGCCAUCCCGGCCGCGACUCGAGGGCGUCUCUUGCCAACAGGAGCGUCGAAGAUCGAUCGGAAGGCCGAGCUCGACCCGAGAAGCGAUCCCCGCCAGAGAAGGUUCUCAGAUCGCCUCCCAUCGCCUUCGGCAGCGACGCGGCAGAUCCGGACCCGAAGCAGCUUCCGCUGGCAUCCGAUUCGAAGCCCAGCACGGCGAAGGAAAGAAUCAAUCUGGAUCACUUCGAGUGGCCAAGGAUCCAGCUCUGCCUCUCGAGGAAGGAGAAAGAGGACGAUUUCUUAGCCAUGAAGGGCACCAAGCUCCCCCAGCGCCCCAAGAAGAGGGCCAAGAACAUUGACAGGACCUUGCAGUAUUGCUUCCCAGGGAUGUGGCUUUCGGAGUUGACGAGGGGAAGGUACGAAGUAAGAGAGAAGAAAUGCGUGAAGAAGCAGCAGAAGCGAAGAGGAUUGAAGGGAAUGGAGAGCCUGGACAGUGAUUCCGAGUGAAGUUAAAUGUCUGCCAAUCUAAUUUUUCUCUUUUUUUUUUUUCUUUUUUUUUCUUUCUUCUUCUAGAAAAAAGGAUUAGCUCUACAAAUUGUUCAAUUUCUGGUAAUGAGGAAAAGACUCGUCCUUAAAAGUUGCAUUUGUUAUUUCUUGGGCUUUUUUCGGCACAUGUUUUGUUUUGGAUUUGUUCUACGGAAGGAUGCAUUCCAUUUUAUCGAAUGUUCAAAUUGCUUUGAAUUCCGAAUGUAAAUUUUGAGCUCA
Messenger RNA from Zingiber officinale, 1583 nucleotides. RefSeq lists its product as uncharacterized. The transcript has 5 exons. The coding region runs from base 261 to 1325 and encodes 354 amino acids. Lineage: Eukaryota; Viridiplantae; Streptophyta; Magnoliopsida; Zingiberales; Zingiberaceae. The record is from RefSeq and is a predicted model, not a curated record.